This is a messenger RNA of Williopsis jadinii, 3106 nucleotides long. RefSeq names its product phosphoinositide 5-phosphatase INP51 (gene INP51). The record is from RefSeq and is a predicted model, not a curated record. Gene Ontology annotation, molecular function: phosphatidylinositol-4,5-bisphosphate 5-phosphatase activity; phosphatidylinositol-3,5-bisphosphate 5-phosphatase activity. Bases 58 to 2823 code for a protein of 921 amino acids. Gene Ontology annotation, biological process: phosphatidylinositol dephosphorylation. Gene Ontology annotation, cellular component: cytoplasm; membrane. NCBI's taxonomy places the organism in Eukaryota, Fungi, Ascomycota, Saccharomycetes, Phaffomycetales, Wickerhamomycetaceae. The transcript has a single exon.
CGACAACGGCGGCAUCAACAACGAAUAGGGCGGUAGUGGGCUUAAACGUGGAGGACGAUGAGAAUCUUCUUUAGGAACACACCAAGGUCAUUUGCUCUGGUGUCGAACGAAUACGCGCUUACAUUGCAAGCAGUUAGCCCUUCUGAAUGCCUUAUCGACUUCCAAAGAGCGUCACAUUCUUCAUUGGAAGGGUAUACAGAGAUUGUGUCGCAGUUGUUCCAUGGGUUGAUUGGGAUAUUGUCCACCAAGAACCAGUUGUACUUUGCAGUGAUCACUGAGCAGCUACAGGUUGGAUCUCCGCGUCCAUCUGAGGCUGUUUAUAAGAUAAGGGACUUGGAGUUCUAUUGCUUAUCAUCAUCCGACUAUGAUUCGUUGGUAACAAACAGGUUCAGGAGUGAGAAUGCUGCCCAGAGGUAUGAGAUUGAGCACCCAUGCUCAAAGAUCAAGAAGGUGUUCACCAAGGGGUUCCACUACUCGAGGGAUUUCGAUCUGACGAACGUAUUGCAAGAACGUGGGCUGGCACAGAGAGAUUAUCAUCAGAUGUUCAACAACUACGAGAAGAAGUAUCUUUGGAAUAGUACGUUGAUCAGAGAGCUCUUGGCCUUCAGGAACAGAAUUACACAGGAUGAAAGAGACGCAUUCGAUAGGUCUGAGUUCCUGACAUUUCUCGUGCGAGGGUUUGUCAAGACCUUUAACGUAUCACUUGACGGUGAUGAUGACUCUUUGAUAACGUUGAUCUCAAGAAUCUCUAGUGCAAAGUUAUCUGGGCCAUUUGGGAUUGGUGGUGUCGAUGAGGAAGGCCAUGUCUCAAACUUCAUUGAAACUGAGCUCUUAGUCUAUAACAAGAAUCAUUACUUUUCCUAUUCUCAGCUGAGAGGUAACGUUCCCUUGUUCUAUGACGUUGAGAAUCCAUUUCUACAGAACAAGAAGAUCAGCUUCCCAAGAACAUCUGAGGUUAACGAGAUGAGUUUCGAUAAACAUUUUGGCUCUAUAACUGCCAGUCACGGUCAAGUCUACGUUGUCAAUGCCCUCAAGAAUAAAGCUGGCGAAGAGGAACUGAGUAAUCGCUAUCGGUAUCUUGUGAAGAAGAAAGGGCUUCCAUUAAUUGAUGCCGAUAUAACGAGAGAUGCGUUAAAGAAGUCGCCUCAUAAGCUUAUCUAUCUUUUGAAGGAGGCCAUCCUGGAGAUUGGUGCGUUCUGCUAUGAUAUCAAACAAAAGGUUUACAUUGGAAAACAGUUGGGUAUCUUUAGAAUCAACUCCUUAAACUCGAUUGAGAAACCUGGUCUCAUUGAAAAGGUAAUCAGUAAAGAAGUUAUGGAUAUCUCACUUCGAGAGAUGGGGUUGCCUCUUUCAAGUGAUUUACUGGUCAAGCACAAUUUGUUAUGGGAUGAAAACAAUAGUGCUUUGCUUCAAAUCUAUGAGAAGUCCAUACGACGUAAGGAUAAAAAGCUGUACGUUGGCGUCGCUUCAAACGAUAUAAGGUUGAUUGAUCCGAUCCAUGAUUUCAUUUGUGAGGAACUUCUAAAGAGGAAAUCGGAGUAUUCCAGCAAGAAGACAAUCAGGUUGUUUACAGGCACUUUUAACGUCAAUGCUGAAACGACGGAUGAAGAUCUGUCGUCGUGGAUAUUCCCACACCAAGAUGAGGUAUACGAUCUUGCGGUUAUUGGACUGGAGGAGGUUGUUGAGUUGACCACGAGUCAAAUGCUAAACACCAGUAGUUUACAGAAGAAGAAAUGGGAAUACAAGCUGAAGAAAACUCUAGGACAAAGAAACCGGUAUUCAUUAGUCUCGUCUGAGCAAUUGGGUGGUAUUGCACUGAUGAUAUUUAUCAGAGAAGAUCAAAUUGAUCAGAUCAAAGAAGUCGAGUCGUCUCUAAAGAAGACUGGAAUGGCUGGAAUGUCUGCGAAUAAAGGAGGUAUAGGUUCAAGCAUACUUUAUUCAUCAACCAGAUUGUGCUUUAUAUGUUCACACCUUGCAGCUGGUAUGGAAAACGUUGAACAGAGACACAUAGACUAUAAGACAAUUGCACAGAGCAUGAGGUUUGGGGGUAAACGCACUGUUAAAGACCACGAUGCUGUGAUAUGGUUUGGUGAUUUCAACUACAGAAUUGACCUUAACAACGAACAAGUGAGAGAUGCAAUCCAAAGGAAACAAUACACAGUCUUGUUUGAGCACGAUCAGCUAAACAAGCAGAUGAUUUCAGGGGAAUCGUUCCCAUAUUUUAACGAGAUGGAGAUCAAAUUCCCACCAACGUACAAGUUCAAUAAGGGGACUUCCCACUACGAUACGAGUGAGAAAUUCCGUAUCCCAGCAUGGACUGAUCGAAUCUUGAGCAAGUCCCAUGAGGGUACACUCAUGCAGUUGUCAUACGGCGACGCACCGGAUAUUAAAUUCUCAGAUCAUCGACCUGUGUAUGCUACAUUCGAUGCAACAGUUGUUGUGAUUGAUGAAAAGAAGCAAGAUAGGUUGACAAAAGAGUUAUACGAGAAGAGGAAAUUACAACUCUUGGGCCAACCGUUGACGAUAGGCAACGGUGGCAUUGGCGAUCAUCAACAACAGCAGCUACAGCAGCAGCAGCAACAACAGCACCAACCUCAUCAACAUCAACAGCCACAGCAGCAGCAACAACAGCUGACACCCACAUUGGUAUCACAUACGUCAAGGGCACACGGACUACCACCUCCAAGCACUGACCGAGUUAAAUGGUGGUUGGACGGAGGUGUCAAGGUGACUGUUCCGUCCAGCGAGGGAAAGACCAAAGUGAACCCCCAUAGGGAGAUCAACCCGUUCAUAGAUAGUGACAUCCCUGAGUUCAUUAUCUAGGCUUCUAUUCAUUUCUUGAGAUCCUGUGACUCCGACGGUUGAGGUUGAGCAAUGUCUUCAGCCUCUUGUAGUAAAGCAUCCAGAUGCUGCUCUAAGGAAUCCAGCAUCUUUUCCAAUUCAUCUGCUCUCUUCUCACCUUCAUUGAGCCGUUUCAAAGCAUCCGCAAAUGUCUCUUUGAACUCCUGUGAUUGGUCUUCUUGAGUCAUUCUAUGAGUAUCUAUGUGUGUCUUCUUUGCUUGUUGAAGCGUUCAAUGUUGAUGGAAGUGGGAAGAAGUAGACGGGC